CCCGCACUCACAAACAGCCCAGGCUGGGCUCAGCCUGUGUUCCUGCGGCCGGCUGGGUGCUGCUCCCUUCUUGGAGGGAAAGCUCUCUUGGAAGAGCCAGAAAGAUGAGAAAACUGAGGUUCAGAGAGGAGGUGGGCCAGUCUACAGUUUGCAGUCCAGCCCUGAUUCGGCUCCUCUGCAAUAGAAAUAACGGUAACAGCUACCACUUAGAGAGCAAGUGGUAGUCAGGCUUUACAUUCACGAGGUGCCCGACCCCGCCAUGCUGGCGCUGCUGUGCUCCUGCCUGCUCCUGGCGGCCAGAGCCUCGGACGCCUGGGCGGACGAGGACCUGGGGCAGCAGAUCCGAGACAUGCACGCCAAAGUGACGGAGAUCUGGCAGGAGCUCACGCGGCCGCGGGGAGACGGCGCGCCGGACGCCCCGCUCUACGCCCACUGCCGGGUGCAGCCGUCGGCUUCGCUGGACGCCGCGCAGCCCCGCGUCACCGGCCGGGUCCUCUUCCGGCAGCUCUCGCCCGGCGCCAGGCUCGAGGCCUUCUUCGACCUGGCGGGCUUCCCCGCCGAGCCGAACAGCUCCAGCCGCGCCAUCCACGUGCACCAGUUCGGGGACCUGAGCCAGGGCUGUGAGUCCACCGGGCCGCACUACAACCCGCUGGCCGUGCCGCACCCGCAGCACCCGGGCGACUUCGGCAACUUCGCCGUGCGCGACGGCCGCCUCUGGAAGUACCGCGCCAACCUGGCCGCGUCGCUCACGGGUCCGCACUCGAUCGUGGGCCGCGCCGUGGUGGUCCAUGCCGUCGAGGACGACCUGGGCCGCGGCGGCAACCAGGCCAGCGUGGAGAACGGCAAUGCGGGCCGCCGGCUCGCCUGCUGCGUGGUGGGCGUGAGCGGGCCCGCGCUCUGGGCGCGCCAGGCGCAGGAGCACACCGAGCGCAAGAAGCGGCGGCGCGACAGCGAGUGCAGGGCCCCCUGAGCGCCCCGACUCCGCGUGCGCCCCGAGACCCCACCCUGCCUCUGAGUUCUCUCUCCGCUCCCAGAGACACCCCGCACCCGACGUCUUGCCCUCACCAUGGCUGAGGUCUCCCCCACAAACCCUCUCCACCCGAGGUCUCCCUGAAUGUGCUGAGACAUCCGCCCUUCCCUUCCAUCCUGAGGGCCGCUCAGACCCUCCUAGCCCCCCACCCGGUAGCUCUGAGGGCCUCCGAUUGUACUGAAAUACCCCAUGCACCCCAGGGUCUGCGGGACUCCCUGAGGUCCCUUUCCACCUGGACCCCCAUCCCCACCCUAUAAGCCCUGAGACCUCUCUGUGCCCUGACGACCUCCCCUUUCCCCUGCCUUUAGGUUCCUCCUAGGCGCUCUGAGACCCCUCCUGAGGUUGCCUAGGGUCCCCCUCUCCCGGCUCACCACUGCCCCUGAGGCCAGCCAGCCAGCCAGUGCAGUCCGAACUCAGGCCCCCUGCCCGGCGUCUUCAGCUGUGUCCCGUCCGCCGCCACUCCAGGGAAAGCUGUUCCUUUGGGGAAUGUUUGGCAAUCUUUGUGUUGCACAUUAAAAACUCAGCAGUUCAGUACCGCA
Propithecus coquereli (Coquerel's sifaka) is the source of this 1569-nucleotide messenger RNA. It is a transcript of the gene SOD3, whose product is annotated as superoxide dismutase 3, extracellular. Gene Ontology annotation, biological process: removal of superoxide radicals. The transcript is spliced from 3 exons. Gene Ontology annotation, molecular function: copper ion binding; superoxide dismutase activity. The coding region runs from base 260 to 970 and encodes 236 amino acids. The record is from RefSeq and is a predicted model, not a curated record. NCBI's taxonomy places the organism in Eukaryota, Metazoa, Chordata, Mammalia, Primates, Indriidae.